CUUCGAGGCUCGAGCUUCUGCCUACGAAGGACAACCACCGCCGUGAUUCAAAGCAGGCGUCGGAGCAAGCGCCACUGUCGCGGGUUGUCGCCUCACCGUCGCGGGUCGUCGCCUCACCGUCGUGGGUCGUUCUAUUCUCUACUUCGAGGCUCGAGCUUCUGGCCUUCUGUUCUCUACUUCUCUUGCGAUUGCUGGCAUUCUGAAUUUAGAUGGAACAGUCAAAUGAUCAGCAACAACAACAUAAUGCUGUACAAGAAUCUCAAACAGGUUCCUCUCGAGAAAAAUCUGAGCCGGCUUGGGAAUAUUUCACUGUGAAAUAUGAUAAAAAUCAUAAGGCACAAUAUACAUAUAUCUUUUGUUUGAAUACUUAUAAUCGAGGGGGAUAUAUAGGAUGAAAUAUCAUCUUGCGAAAAUUUCUGGACAAAUUAAAGUAUGUAACAAAGUCACUGAAGAAGUUGAACUUCAAUUCAAAAGGAUUCUGAUGGAAAACAAAAAAAAAUAAGAUGGAAAAAAGAAAAUUUGAGGAGGAGUCUUAUGGUGGGGAAGCACCUGCACAAGAGGCUGAAUCGCCUAACCCUGUACAAGCUGUUGUUCCUACAACAACGAGAGACAAAGGAAAGAGAAGAGCUGUAGUAGCUACACAAAUUGGAAGUUACUUUAAGGAAAGGACUACUCCAAGAUCUCAACCGACUUUGAAAAGUGUUUUGGCUAGUAAAGAAAUUGUGCACAAGGCUAAGUUGGGACUUGCCAAAUGGAUUGUUGAUGCACAUAUUCCUUUCAAUGCAAUUCAAUCACUUUACUUUCAACCUGCAUUGGAUGGUGUUGCUGUAAUUGGACCUGGUUUCAAGGGACCGUCAUAUGAUGAAAUGAGAGUUCAUUUGCUGGCUGAUCUUAAGAGAGAGUAUCAGUUGCUGGUUGAAAAGUAUAGGAGCUCAUGGAAAAGCACCGGUUGUACGCUGAUGGCAGAUGGGUGGACUGAUCAAAGGCAACGAACUUUAAUUAACUUUCUAGUUUAUUGUUAUGCUGGUAUGUCAUUUGUUAAGACUGUUGAUGCUUCUGAUGUGAUAAAAACUGCCAAUGCAUUGUUUAAUUUGUUUGCUCUUGUUAUUGAGUGGGUUGGGCCUAGUAACAUUGUGCAUGUGGUCACUGAUAAUGCUGCUAAUUAUGUAUCUGCUGAAAAACUUAUUCAUGAAAAAUACCCAAAUAUAUUUUGGUCUCCUUGUGCUGCCUAUAUUAUCAAUCUUAUUUUGAAAGAUAUUGCAAGUAUUCCUCACAUAGUUGACAUUGCUUCCCGUGCUUCAAAAGUGACUGUGUUUGUUUACAAUCAUAUGAUCUUAUUGUCUUGGCUUAGAAAAAGAAAAAGUUGGACAAAAAUUGUUCGACCAGGAGUCACACGUUUUGCCACAGUUUUCAUUACUUUGAAAAGUAUAUAUGAUCACAAGGAAGAUAUGCAGUCAUUGAUGGUGGACAAAUAUUUCACUUCUCAUAAGUAGCCAAAAGUGCUAAUGGAAAGAUUUUUAGUUCAAUUGUCUUGGAUAGUAAGUUUUGGCAAGACUGUGUUACCACUGUGAAAAUUGUUGGUUCUCUUAUUAAGUUGUUGAGGCUUAUUGAUGCUGAUGAAAAAUCCUCUUUGGGAAUCGUGUAUGAAGGCAUGCAAAGAGCAAAAAAUGCUAUCAAGACAAUGUUCAGAAAUUGAAAAGCUGCUUAUACGCCAUACACAAGUAUCUUGAAAAUGAGGUGGGAUAAGUAUUUGAAGCGUGAUCUGCAUGCGCCAGCGUACUUUUUAAAUCCAUGCAUUUUCUAUAGUGAGGGUUUUGUUGAGAAGGCAAAUGUUUUGCGAUCUUUACUUGAUUUGCUUGAUGUUGAAGCACUUUGUGAUGACUCAGUUGCUGCAAUGCAAGAGAUACAGCUGUAUCGAGAUUGUAAAGAAAGUUUUGGGAGGAAAAAGCUAAGAGAGCGGCAUCAAGACUCAAACCUGGUGAAUGGUGGAGGCUACACGGUGGGAGUGCUCCUAAUUUGCAAAAAAUGACAGUCCAUCUUCUUCAUCAAACCUCUUUUUCAUUUGGAUGUGAGAGGAACUGAAGCCUUUUUGAACAAAUCCAUUCAAAGAGGAGGUACCGGUUAGAGCAUUAAAGGUUCAGUGACAUUGUUUAUGUCACCUAUAACCUACGCCUUCAAUCUAGGUUGCAUCGAAAGAAGAGGAAUUAUGAUCCAAUUGACAUUCAAAGCAUUGACACGGUAGAUUUUUGGGUAAUGGCAGAUGAGGAUGAUCCUGAAUUUACUAAUUGAGAUAUUGAAGGCAUUGAAAGUUUAAUAUACACUGAUAAUGAUAUGCCUUCGUAUCCUAAUGAUGGUGGAGACAUGGAAGUUGAAGUGGAUAUGCCUGAUGUUGUAAUUGAAUCCUCAAAUACUUCUUUGGAUGUAUUUCUGAAGAUGCUGGCUUUGGAUUACCUGUUUAUGAUGGAGACAUCGGAACACUUAAUGAUGAUUAUGACUUCUGAUGAGUAGUGUCUUUAUUUAGUUGAAGUAUUGUUUGUUGAAUAUUGUUUCUUUUGGUUGCAAAACAUUGUGUUUGUCAUUUACGUGCGUUUUGAUUUCUUUAGUUAUAAACUUUGAUAUUUGAAAUUGUUUAUGACCUUUUAAUGAUAAAUUAUGUAUUGUUCAUUUUGUGAAAUUGUUAAAUUUUGAAUCUUAUUAGUUUAAAAAUGAUUGAA
This is a messenger RNA of Arachis ipaensis, 2714 nucleotides long. RefSeq lists its product as uncharacterized. NCBI's taxonomy places the organism in Eukaryota, Viridiplantae, Streptophyta, Magnoliopsida, Fabales, Fabaceae. The record is from RefSeq and is a predicted model, not a curated record.